Messenger RNA from Zingiber officinale, 1327 nucleotides. Its product is annotated as probable WRKY transcription factor 72. NCBI's taxonomy places the organism in Eukaryota, Viridiplantae, Streptophyta, Magnoliopsida, Zingiberales, Zingiberaceae. The transcript is spliced from 2 exons. Gene Ontology annotation, biological process: regulation of DNA-templated transcription. The record is from RefSeq and is a predicted model, not a curated record. Gene Ontology annotation, molecular function: sequence-specific DNA binding; DNA-binding transcription factor activity. Bases 109 to 1170 code for a protein of 353 amino acids.
UCAUACAUGUGUUCUUUAUUCUUUUUUGCCUUGCAAUCUUCAUCUUUCUAUAUCCUUGAUCCUGUACAGGAUCCUGAAACAAGAUAUAUAGACAAUUAAGAAGAUAGAAUGAGUCUAUUUCUGGAAACCCAAAUGAAAGAUCACUUGGGAUUAAUAGCUAAGCGAGAGGAAGGCGGUGAAGAAUCCAAUCUUGUUCUAAGCCUCGGAACUCUAAGCGCGAAAACCCUGGCCGGAAAAGAAGACAGAGCUAAGCAUACCGAUCAUAUCGAAACCGAUGAAGUUGAUGGCGAUCUCUCGCUAGGUUUGGAGUACUUCCAACAAGCUCCGAGUCCAGAUAAUCACGACAAUCUGAAAGGACCUAAGAAGGAUGUUGUUGCAGAGGAGAUCAUAUCGCACCAACAAACCAACCUGAAGAGAGCCAGAGUUUCAGUGAGAGCCAGAUGCGAUACCCCAACAAUGAACGAUGGGUGCCACUGGAGGAAAUACGGGCAGAAGACGGCCAAAGGAAAUCCAUGUCCACGGGCGUAUUACCGCUGUACUAUUGCACCAGGAUGCCCUGUGAGAAAACAGGUACAGAGAUGCGCCGAGGACAUGUCCAUUUUGAUAACCACCUACGAAGGAACUCACAAUCACGCGCUGCCCCUCUCUGCCACGGCCGUUGCCUCGACCACCUCUGCCGCCGCGAGCAUGCUCGUGUCCGGCUCGCUGACCUCCUCUGCUAGCCAGAUGCAGAGCCAAUUCGCAUCCUCGCAUCCUACCGUCACGCUGGAUCUCACGGCUCCUUCCUCGACGCCCCAGUUGAAAGUCUCUCAUCCCGCGGCCUCGAGGUAUUACCCCUCAUCGAGCUUCGGCUUCGCCCCUUGGAACCGUAGUAGCAGCGGCGCGCCGUCGCAGGUCGCGGCGAGCCAGUCUGCGCUGACCGACGCGAUCGCGGGGGCGAUCACGUCGCACCCGAGCUUCCGGUCUGCUUUGGCGGCCGCCAUAACCUCGUACAUCGGCGGAGAGCACGGAGCUCCGCCUCAUGGCUUGUUCGUCGAGGAUGGCUCGAGCCGUGUUAAUGAUGUUCAUGUGCAUCGUCAACAAGAGAAGGAAAAGGCGCUUGCAAUGCAAGCGCCGAGGUACUCGACGGUGUUCGAUUCUUUGAACCUGAACCUGAACCAGAUACAGUAGGAACAAAGGUCAGUGACGGCUAGCUAGAUUUCAGUUGGACAUCGAUCGUGUAUAUAUAUUUAAGUCGGAAGACAUGCAUUGGAGCUCGAUUGUUAAAUGUAUUUAGUCAGAACAGUUUGCUUCGUUUGUUUGAGAUAAAAUUGAAGAAAGAACAGGU